AACUAAGGAACGACUAAACGUCGGCCAUUUUGGCACGGUACUAGGCGCUCGAUAUUAACAAAUCCUCGAUUCCCAGCUAGAGCGAGAGAAACUGUAAGCGUGACUGAGAAGAGUAGAGGGUGAAAUGGGGUGAGUGAAAAAGAUCGAGAGAGACAGUGGAGAUGAGAAAGAGAGGUCGAACGUUCCGCGCAACGCAAACAUUGUUUCGUUUCAUUUCGCGAUCCGUCGCGGAAUCAUAUUGCGCCGAUUCCAAUAUUUCCAUCGUUUUAUUGCGAUUGUGACCACCCCCUUGCCUCGCCGAUUCCAUCAUACCUCUUGUUGUUCGUUUACCUCAUCCUCCAAUUUAUUCGUCGAUCGUUCGAUCGUUGAUCCUUCGAAAACUUUCAAACUUGAUACUUCAUGUUUAUUUUCAUAUAAAUCUUCUAUUUUCAUCCUAACUCAAUUCUUUUGUGUAUAUUACUUAGUUUCAAAUUCGGGUAUUAUAUUUCAUUAAAGUAUUCAUAUUUUUUAUCUGUUAACUGUUGAAACGUACACCUCUUAAAAAUGAUAGUAGUUACCGAUUCACCCGGUGUAACGUCAGUUCUUUACUUCCGGCACACCCUAUACAGGCUGUAAGCUAUUUAAAAGCAACCUGUACGAGUCUUCGGACAUCUUCAAAUCCGCAUCGGUAUGCAUCGAAGCGUUAUUCCGUAAUCCUUGCAGCUGCGAGCGUGUUCGUCGUAUUCGCGGUCUCGUUGUGUAACGACCUCUCAUAGCAUAUAAGAUACACGGUCGCUUCAUCCUCCGCAAAACCGCUCGUGAUGGUGUCGUAUCGUGGCGAACAACAUUCGCCUCCGGUUACCAUAACAUAGCCAGUCCCGUGAUAUCUAAACACCAUAAGGGACCAUAGUACAAAGCCAGCAAACACCAGUGAAUAUAUCCAUGGGAAUUGGUAAAGUUCAAAGAGGACCUCCAAGGACGAUCACCAUAGCCUUGACUUUGCUCCUUUGAUGUCCCCAUGGAUGAAUUGAAUUAUUUUCGGGAUUUCUGUAAUGAGAUUCUUUUUGUCAGUGGUUUCGUGAGUGUUAAUUAUUGAGAUGACGUUCUUUGACAAUAAUACCAUGAAACAUAGCGCGAAGUAUCCUACGCUGCCGGCAAGCUUGCCAAAGGAUUUGUGUUUGACUUGGAGGAAUAUUUCUUACACGGUUGAAAGAAAAAGGAACGGAGGUAGCUUUCGAGCAAUUUUCGGUUUGCAACAUACAGAAGUUGUUCGAUUACUGAACGGAGUCAAUGGUAUAGUUAAUUCUGGAAUGUUGAUGGCUAUUAUGGGACCAAGCGGGUCUGGGAAAACUACGUUGCUCGCAACGAUCAGUCGACGUGUUAAAGGUCGGGCCACAGGUGACAUUUUGUUAAAUGGGAAACCUGUAGACACUGACCAAAUGAUAAGGAUAUCAGGAUUUGUUCCGCAAACAGACCUAGCUAUCGAAUCGCUGACAGUCCAAGAACAUAUGGAAUUCAUGGCAUGCAUGAAAAUGGACAGGAGGCUUCGGGCGAACAUCAGAAGGCAGCGUAUAAUGGUUUUGUUGGGAGAACUCGGACUGGGAAAAUGUGGAAACUCGAAACUUUCAUCUUUGUCCGGCGGCGAAAGGAAGAGGGUCACUUUAGCCGUUCAACUUCUCACCGAGCCGAGUAUUCUAUUUUGCGACGAACCAACCACGGGGUUGGAUAGUUACGGUGCCAUGACGGUGGCGAGGACACUCAGGGAGGUCGCUGCCAGCGGAAGAAUCGUCAUCUGUUCUACACAUCAACCAGCUUCCGGUCUUUUGGAAAUUUUUCACGAGGUUCUUCUGCUUUCUGGGGGUAGAGUUGCUUUUCAAGGUUCCUCUGCCGACGCCACGGAAUUUUUCGAUAGUUUGGAUCUUCGUUGUCCUCCAACAUACAACAGCGCGGAAUUUUACGUGUCUCAAUUGUCGAUCGUUCGCGGUAGAGAAGCUGAAAGUUAUCGAAAGGUAAAUUGGAUCUGCGACCAAUAUCAAAGAUCGAAGUACGGGCAAAGGGUAUCGAAAUUGAUCGAAUAUUCUUGCGCAAGCACGUCAGAGAACAACGAGCUUCCUUUGAUCUUUUCGGAUGUCUCUUUGACUCCUCGAAAUUUCAAGAAAGCUCGUGGAUUCACGCAAUUACGUUGGCUAACGUGGCGAACGUACGUCGAUUACAAAAGGAACUCCGCUUCCAUUCUCCUGCGAUUUAUAACUUACAUGAUCAUAGGACUGCUAAUAGCAUCUCCUUACUUGGACGUGGCAGGAAAAGCCAUGAAUCAGGGCACUAUACAAAAUAUGCAAGGUCUUUUGUACCUAGUGGUCGUCGAGACGGUUUUCACCUUUAAUUACGCUGUUUUUUAUACGUUUCCGAGAGAAUUACCGCUUUUAUUGCGCGACAUCGCCAGUGGACUUUAUGGUCCGACACCGUAUUACAUCAGCAAGGUUGUCGUUUUGCUACCAGGAGCUAUAGUGCAACCAUUGCUCUACAGUGGAUUCAUAUUCUCGAUCACAGGACUAAAGGGUGGAUGUUUAGGAUUUAUCUACUUUGCACUGCCAGUAGUAAUCUGUGCCAUUUCCGCUUCCGCUCUUGGUUGUUUCUUAUCAGCCUCGUUUAAAUCAGUGGACACUGCCUCUUUGUUUUCUGUGCCUUUGGAUUUCCUUGGUCUGAUGUUUUGUGGUAUCUACUUGCAUCUCGGACAUUUAGCACCUGGUAUCUCCUGGUUAAAGUACUUAUCACAAUUUUAUUACGGUCUCGAGGCAGUCUCUUUAACGCAGUGGCUGUUAAUUGAUGACAUAAGCUGUUCUCCGGAUCCGGAAGAGCCUUGCAUAUCCAGUGGAUUGGGUGUCCUUGAGAAAUAUGGCUAUUUACCAUACCAUUACACGAUGGAUUUAAUCGGUCUUCUGGCGAUAUAUUCGUUCAGUCAUUUAGCUGGUUUCUUGGUGAUUAAAUACAGAAGUCGUCAAGAACCUGUCUACUAAUUUCAUCUGAAUUUAAUUCAUCGAUUUUCAGUUUAUUGAUUUUGAUAACUAUUUAAUAAUUGUACAGUAUCUAUAAGUUAUUUUGUUAUCAACUAGAAUAAACUUUGCAGAAACGA
This is a messenger RNA of Osmia lignaria (orchard mason bee), 3112 nucleotides long. It is a transcript of the gene bw, whose product is annotated as brown. The record is from RefSeq and is a predicted model, not a curated record. Gene Ontology annotation, molecular function: ATP hydrolysis activity; ABC-type transporter activity; ATP binding. Gene Ontology annotation, cellular component: cytoplasmic vesicle membrane; plasma membrane. Gene Ontology annotation, biological process: transmembrane transport. NCBI's taxonomy places the organism in Eukaryota, Metazoa, Arthropoda, Insecta, Hymenoptera, Megachilidae.